This is a messenger RNA of Notolabrus celidotus (New Zealand spotty), 2489 nucleotides long. RefSeq names its product tyrosine hydroxylase (gene th). Gene Ontology annotation, biological process: dopamine biosynthetic process from tyrosine. The transcript is spliced from 14 exons. NCBI's taxonomy places the organism in Eukaryota, Metazoa, Chordata, Actinopteri, Labriformes, Labridae. Bases 280 to 1833 code for a protein of 517 amino acids. The record is from RefSeq and is a predicted model, not a curated record. Gene Ontology annotation, molecular function: tyrosine 3-monooxygenase activity; iron ion binding. Gene Ontology annotation, cellular component: cytoplasm; perikaryon; axon.
UGUAACUUGAAAAUGUAAAUGAAGAAUGCUUUAAAUUCAGCAGGCUUUACAAAAGGUCACAUAUAUUCUAAAUUGGAGACGGCUCCAGGUUGUAUGCGUCUGACUGCCUCAGUGCAUUGAUUGAUCAGAGCGGAAUUACCGUGUCUGACGUCAGAAACUGCAAACAAAUUACCCCAUAAAAGGUGGAACCUGUCUGAAAAAAAGAAAGCCCUGGGCGCACAGCACAACCGCGCUGUCCUUUCACGCACAUAGAGAACACAAAGCCCUCUGCGCGUAAAGAUGCCGCUUUCCACCAGCUCCACGUCCUCCACCAAAAGCAUCCGCAGAGCAGCAUCCGAGCUGGAGAGAUCUGACUCCAUCACGGUUUACCUCGACUGCAUUGGUGUUCUAAUGCGCAUUUGGAGAUGCAAAGCGCUCCCAUCAAAUAUCAAAAGAGAUAACCAAAAGUCUCAAAGGUUCCUCGGCAGGCGGCAGAGCUUGAUCGAGGACGCGCGGAAAGAGAGAGAAGCCGCUGUCGCAGCGGCAGAGGCGGCAGAGGCCAGCGAGCAGAUCGUGUUUGAGGAGGACGAUGGCAGAGCACUGCUCAACAUCUACUUCUUUUUAAGAAGCUCAAAGACUCCUGCACUGUCACGGACGCUCAAAGUUUUCGAGACAUUUGAGGCUAAGAUCCAUCAUUUGGAGACUCGACCACACCGGAUACUCAAGGAUAACCUGGAAGGCCUGGAGUACUUUGUCCGCUGUGAGGUUCAUCUCUCAGACGUCAGCACUCUUGUCAGCUCCAUCAAGAGGAACGCAGAGGACGUGAAAACCACCAAAGAAGUCAAAUUUCAUUGGUUCCCAAAGAAAAUAGCAGACUUGGACAAAUGUCAUCAUCUUGUAACAAAAUUUGAUCCAGACUUGGAUCAAGACCAUCCUGGCUACACGGACCCUGCUUACAGACAGAGGAGGAAGAUGAUUGGAGACAUCGCCUUCAGAUACAGACACGGAGAGACAAUUCAAAGAAUGGAUUACACUGAGGAGGAGAUCAGCACAUGGAGGGAAGUCUACUCCACCCUGAGGGACUUGUACACCACCCAUGCCUGCACUGAAUACCUCACGGCCUUCCGUCUGCUGGAAAGGCAUUGUGGAUACAGUCCAGAUAACAUCCCUCAGCUGGAAGAUGUGUCACGCUUCCUCAAAGAGCGAACAGGGUUCAUUCUACGUCCAGUAGCGGGUCUCCUCUCAGCCAGAGAUUUCCUGGCCAGUUUGGCGUUCAGGGUGUUCCAGUGCACCCAAUACAUCCGACAUGCCUCCUCUCCUAUGCACUCCCCAGAGCCAGACUGUGUCCAUGAGCUGUUGGGCCACGUUCCCAUGCUGGCAGAUCGCACCUUUGCCCAGUUUUCACAGAACCUUGGACUUGCGUCACUUGGAGCAUCAGAAGGAGAUAUAGAGAAACUUUCAACACUGUAUUGGUUCACAGUGGAGUAUGGCUUAUGUAAACAGAAUGGAGAGGUGAGGGCGUAUGGGGCUGGAUUGCUGUCCUCUUACGGAGAACUUGUGCAUUCACUCUCUGAUGAACCGGAGACAAGGGAGUUUGAUCCAGAGGCUGCUGCAUUGCAGCCCUACCAGGACCAGACAUACCAGCCUGUCUACUUUAUCUCUGAGAGUUUCUCAGAUGCCAAGGAGAAAUUCAGGGCAUACAUGGCAGGUAUCAAGCGCCCCUUCUCUGUGAGGUUUGACCCAUACACCGACAGCAUGGAGGUGCUGGACAACCCGCUGAAGAUUCAAGGCUGCCUGGAAAAUGUGAAGGAUGAGCUGAAGAUGUUAACAGAUGCCCUCAGUGUUUUGUCAUGAUUACGCACCCUGCCUGUGAACACCCCACUCUUUUUGCCUCCUCUGCUGCGUUCUGUGAUCUCUACAUCAGUGUGUUCCUGUUUCUGUGCUGUUUUCCUCCAGUAUGAUGCUGUUUCUAAUCAGUUGUUGCUUGCUAUUGCUGGCUGAUUGGCCAACAAGGUAAAAUAAAAAUAAAAACCUCAUCAAGUGGGGGUACAGGCAACAUUUCCAAAGAUGUUGAAGGCCUCGCUGGGGUAGUGAAAUGAUGGGAUCACUAACAUUUAUUCUUAUAAAGCAACGUGUUGUUUGAGAAAUGUGUCAAAAUCUGAACCAAAAGUAAAGAGAAGCGUGAUGAUGAAUGUAUCAAAGAUAAAUAAAUGUUCAUGAUAUAAUUAUUGUAAAAUAUAAGAAACUUUAUUGUUAAGUAAAGAAAACAUGUAUAUUCAAAACACAUUUACUUUAUUUAGAUAAAAGAUAAUUUCUUUAUUACACACUGCUGUGUUUCCUUUACAUAAUUCAGCAUUUGUUUAGAAACAUAUUGAUUUAAUUGGUUUGAUGCUGUCUUUGUCUUGCAGUGUAAAUGCAUAAAAAGAUAUAUUAACACAUAGUUUCCAUGCAAUGUACUCUUGAUAACUAUCUGCAUAAAGGAAUCUGUCAAAUAAAGAAUUGCAAGUCAA